This is a messenger RNA of Oldenlandia corymbosa var. corymbosa, 1829 nucleotides long. Lineage: Eukaryota; Viridiplantae; Streptophyta; Magnoliopsida; Gentianales; Rubiaceae. The record is from the annotation of a GenBank genome assembly.
UAUAAGUGUAUAGCACACCCUUUGCCAUUCACCAAAAAAAAAAAAAAAAGAAAGAAAAGAAAGAAAGAAAGAAAAGGGAAAGAACGAGAGAAAUACAUUUACUAAAGCAAUCAAGCAUCAUGCAUCAUCUGGCUUUGACAAUUAGCUGGAUUCUCUUUACCCUUUUAGCUAUCUUCUUAAGUUUGAAUCUGUUCAUAAAGCAUAAAAAGAAUAACAGAUCCGAUCAAGUGAAACAGCAGGUGCCACCAGGGCUAUGGAAGCUUCCCAUCAUUGGAAAUUUACACAAUUUGAUGGGUUCACUUCCUCACCAUGCCCUCAAAAGUUUAUCCCGAAAACACGGAGAUCUGAUCCACCUUCAACUCGGGGAAGUUUCAACCUUUGUCGUGUCAUCGCCUCAGCUAGCGAAAGAGAUCGUGAAGACACACGAUGUCGCUUUCGCGAACCGGCCAGAAUUCCUGUCCGCCAAGAUCAUACUGUACAACUGUUCCGACCUUGCUUUUGCUCCCUACGGCGAUUAUUGGAGACAGAUGCGGAAAAUAUGUAUUCUGGAACUCCUCAGUGGCAAGAAUGUCCGGUCUUUUGGACCGAUUCGGCAACACGAGGUUUCGCAACUCGUUUCAUCAGUCCGGGAGGCAGCAAAUGCUGGAUCCAAGAGAGCUAUUAAUUUGACCCAAUUACUUUCCUCCUACUCAAGCUCGGUGGUUUGUAGAGCUGCGUUCGGUAGAUCGUUCGGCCGGCAUCGGGACACGCUGUUGAUGUUGGUGAAGGAAGCUUUGGUGCUGUCUAGUGGGUUUGACGUUUGUGAUGUUUUUCCGUCCUGGAAAAUCCUUCAUUACUUGAGCUCCAAGCCAAAGAUGUUGCAGUUGCGCAACAAGAUUGAUGGGAUUUUGGAUACCAUAAUUCAAGAGCAUGUCGAGCAUCGAGCAAGAACCCUAACUGGGUUUGGAGAGUUCGGCCAAGAAGAUCUGAUUGAUGUUCUGCUGAGAAUCAAAGACAAUGGUGACCUUCAAUUCCCAAUUACCAACACACAUAUCAAGGCUAUCAUCAUCGAUAUGUUCAUUGCGGGAACUGAAUCUUCAUCCAUCACGGUAGAAUGGGCAAUGACGGAAAUGUUUAGAAAGCCACAUGUCCUGGUGAAAGCACAAAGUGAAGUAAGAAAAGCAUUGGCAACGAUGGGGAAAACAACAAUGGAAGAAGCUGACACUCACAAACUUAGUUACUUGAAGCUGGUUAUCAAAGAAACUCUAAGACUUCAUCCUUCGCCGUCUCUGAUUCUUAGGGAGAACAUGGAGGAGUGCGAAAUCGGCGGGCAUACCAUCCCUCCCAAAUCUAGAGUUAUAAUUAACGUCUGGGGAAUUGCAAGAGACCCUAGGUAUUGGGACGACCCUGAAAGUUUCAUACCAGAAAGGUUCGAGGAUAGUUCUGUUGAUUUUGCUGGAAAUCAUUACGAAUUCCUACCAUUUGGUUCCGGAAGGAGGAGCUGUCCUGGCACUUCAUUUGGUUUAGCUAACAUUGAAGUUCCGCUAGCUAAUUUGUUGUGCUAUUUUGAUUGGAAACUCCCGGCUGAUGAUGCUAAUGGUACUCGUUGUUUAGAUAUGUCGGAGACCCAUGGAUUAACUACGCCGAAGAAACAUAACCUUUUAUUGGUCCCCUCCAUGUAUGAAUCCCUUGGCACAGCUUAACCCGAACCUAAAUCAUCUAUGUUUGUUGUGUUCCCCUUAUGCUCAAUCAAUAAAAAGAUGUUCACAUCCAAAAUUAUAAAACAUUUUAAUGGUUUUGUUCAAAUUGAUGCAUCAAUACAAAUUUUAAUUAAACUAGUUUCAUUCCGG